AUGUGCAAAUUUACCUAUACUUGGUACGAAUGCGGCCAUAAGAUUAACGACGAUAUUGACAUGCGCGAAUGCUGGAGACCCAAGGAAGGUCUGACUUUGCAUUGCAACGUAGAUGAUCCAGAGGUCAGGCGCAAGAGUUGUACUAUUGCGAGCCGGCACCAGAAUGGCAUUUGCCCAAAUUGUCUUAAAUCUGAGCAAACUCUCAUAGAAGAAGAGGCAUUGCAGAAGGAUAUGGAAAGGGCCAGGCUACUGGAUGCAGAAGAGCAGAGGAGAAAAAGGGAGGCUCACGAGGCUCAUCUAGCAAAGGUGCAGGAAGAAUCCCUCGAGGAGUGGAGGCGGAUGAAGGAGAGGGAGAAGAGCGAAACGGAGCGUGCGAUGAAGGAGAGCGCAGAGCAAGUCCAACGCCAGUUGGCGGCACAAGAAGCGUCGAUUCUCAGCAGCGUUAUGGAGGCUUCGCGGGCAGAAUUCUUCGAAAGUCAAAAGAGCGAGUUUGGGGAUGUGGUGGAAGACGACAGCAUGCAGAUGGAAGCCAUUCUCCGCAAGUCUAGAAUGGAUUGGCAUCACCCGAAAUGGGGCCCUGCCGCUGGCGAAGCCAAAGAUCGACAUUCGCAUUCCCAUCCGCAUGCUCAGGGUCCGGGGUUCGGCAAUACCAUGGAUGAGCUGCAGAGGAAGAUGGAAUCACAGUUCAGCAUGGCGAAAGAACAUCGACAUGUCGAAGAGACGCACCAGCACACACAAUCUCCAUCGUCGCUUGCUUCUAGAUCUUUCUACGCUGAGGCUUCCUUCCACGCACAGUCCAAGUCCUUCCAUUCAUAUGCCGAAAGCUCAUCCUCUGCGGCUAUACCAACGCCUUCGCUUGAUCCACCACCACCACCACCACCUCUUCCCCCGACGUCAACGUAUUCCAGGACGUCGAGACAUACGGCGCGCUCAGAAACCUCCGCUCGCGAGAGCACCGCUGCAAGCACAUCCGCUGCUGCUCCUUUUCCUCCUCCGCCUCCACCACCACCACCGCUUCCUCCAGCAUCUAUGCAUUCCAGAACCGCAACCCGCUCCGAGCACUCAAGAACAUCAAUUCAUAAGCACACUGAAGCAAGCUCAUCCACCACUACUGCUGCUAUUGCUCCUCCUCCACCGCCACCGCCACCACCACCUCCUCCCCCAGGGUCUAUGCAUUCCCGAGAUUCAUCCCACUCUCUUCACCUCGAGGCCGCAAUCCACGCACGCGCCAUAAGAGCUUCGGCUACCGCUCCUCCUACUCCACCACCUCGGUCCCCUGCGCCGGCUUACCCGCCUGUCGACUACUCGCAACCACCCAAGGACCAAAACUACGGUCGCUUCAAGAUUGGUCCCCGUUCCCAGCCCAUUCACCCAUCCCAAGAAAUCCCCGACACCCCAGGGACCCCCACAAGUCCGGAUGUUCCGCGAGCCCCAGCUCCUACCGUCCGCCUCGCCGGCCCCAUGACCCCGACCUCUCCACCGCCGGCAGGCUUCCAAAUGCAGUCUGGUGACCACCAGAGUCGAUUACGCUCCAUAGUCGGUUCCAAGCGCGCAGCACCAAAGCCGCCACCCAAAAAGGAAGAAGCGUCCAACGAGCUCGAGGCGAUUUGGAGUCGGCGAGGUAUUCAAAGGGAGGAGGAGGAUGACAAUUGCUCUGUGACGCCAUCGCAGUCUGCUUCUCAGGUGCCGACUCGGGCACCGUCGCAGGUGAGCGGUGGAGGUGGCGAUGAAGCGGACGAGGAAGAAGAAGAUUCUCAUGAUCCGGCGAGCUUGCGCGCGAGACGCCUGGCUGCUCUAGAUAGAAAGCGGAGGGGUGGAUGGGGAGAGCGAUAG
This is a messenger RNA of Trematosphaeria pertusa, 1833 nucleotides long. RefSeq lists its product as uncharacterized. The transcript has a single exon. Bases 1 to 1833 code for a protein of 610 amino acids. The record is from RefSeq and is a predicted model, not a curated record. NCBI's taxonomy places the organism in Eukaryota, Fungi, Ascomycota, Dothideomycetes, Pleosporales, Trematosphaeriaceae.